CAGCAGAAUGGACCUGGUCAAGAUCACAGUGUCCUUCCACAUUCUUCUGUGUCCUGCGUGGGCCCUGUCCCGCCACGCCUCCGUGGACAGCAUCCUCUCAGCGCGCUCAGCUCUCAGGAUGCUGGACGAGCCGCUGAGGUUUGAGCCCUGUUGCCUCACGUCACCGCCUCCGCCGCCGCUCUUCCCUCCGCCACCUCAGCUGUGGAAGCGGGGCAGCACUGAUGGCAUUGGCAUGCUAGAGCCAAGUGUUUUUGGAGGAGGCGACCAAGAAAAACGAAAACCUGCGAUAUCUGGGUGUUCACCUGGACCUCCAGGACCUCCAGGGCCCCGCGGCCCAGAGGGUCACAGUGGAUUACCCGGCAUAAGAGGACCAAAAGGGGAGAAGGGAGAAAUUGGACGUCCAGGGUCAAAGGGUCGUACAGGGGCUCCAGGCCUCCCAGGCAAACAAGGACUACCAGGAUGGCCUGGUCCAGAGGGACCCAAGGGUGAGAAAGGUGAUCCAGGACUCAUGGGUUUGCCAGGACUGAGGGGACCACCAGGGACAAAGGGUUUGCCUGGUUACAAAGGAGAGAAGGGGACUCAUGGUGACCCUGGAACAGCAGGACCAAAAGGUGAUAAGGGUUCCAUUGGUUUGCCGGGGAUGCUUGGGCAGAAGGGCGAGCAGGGACCAAAGGGAGAGCAAGGAGUCUCAGGGAAGAGAGGACCGACUGGAAGGCCUGGGAAGAGAGGCAAACAGGGCAUGAAAGGCAACACUGGAGGCCCAGGAGUCAUGGGUCCCCCAGGACCCCCAGGUCCAAACGGCCAUCCAGGGCCACCUGGUCCACCUGCAUCAGGUCUCUAUCUAGUAGGGGAAAAGGGGGAGAAGGGUCUUCCAGGUCCUCCAGGUCGCUGUGACUGCGAUGCCACUCUUGGGGCAAAUAAUGCCCCAUAUGGAAGCUACACACAGCGGGGUGGCACUGAUAAAGUCCCUGCAAUAUUCGUGGUGAACACUGAGGAGGAGAUGGACCGUCUACAUCUAGACAACGCAAUAGCAUUCAGGAAGGAUCAGAGGGCGCUCUACUUCAAAGAUAAAGAUGGUUGGAAGCCCAUACAGCCCUUCCAGCCGUUCCAGUCCACAGAGAAAGUCCCGGACAGAGUCGGUGUGUGUGGGGACGGAAAGGUGCAGGCUCAGCAUGGAGAGGAGUGUGAUGAUGGAAACCAGAUUGUCACAGAUGCUUGUCUCAACUGUAAGUGGGCCUACUGUGGAGAUGGCUACCGGCAUGAGGGCAUGGAGGAGUGCGACGGAAAGGACUUUGGUUAUCAGACCUGCAAAUCCUAUCUUCCUGGGUCCUUUGGGCAGCUCAGAUGCACCGACUCCUGCCUCAUUGAUUCCACUGGUUGCAAGUAUUUCACCUGA
Messenger RNA from Chelmon rostratus (copperband butterflyfish), 1396 nucleotides. Its product is annotated as acetylcholinesterase collagenic tail peptide. Gene Ontology annotation, molecular function: heparin binding. Bases 8 to 1396 code for a protein of 462 amino acids. The record is from RefSeq and is a predicted model, not a curated record. The transcript has 17 exons. NCBI's taxonomy places the organism in Eukaryota, Metazoa, Chordata, Actinopteri, Chaetodontiformes, Chaetodontidae.